This is a messenger RNA of Schistosoma turkestanicum, 743 nucleotides long. The record is from the annotation of a GenBank genome assembly. Lineage: Eukaryota; Metazoa; Platyhelminthes; Trematoda; Strigeidida; Schistosomatidae.
GGAGCCAGAAGGUCGACCACGUACUAAAGAUUUAUCGAAUCCCAUAUAUGCAUCAAAAUGUGGCCAAGAAGCAUUGCAGGAUAUGCUAAGUGGACUAAGAGAUCUGAUGUUGUUGUUCUAUGCGUGCAUGGAUCCUAAAACUCGUGGUAUGAGUACUCACCAAGCAUCUAUCGCUGAACCACAAUGUGCGGAAACUUUGCAGCAGAUGAAAAAUAACAAGGAGAUUCUUAGACAGGCCUUUCAUGUAGUAAAAGGAAGUUGUGACCGUUUACUUCCUGCUGACAUGUCUAACCUUAUCCCUUACGUAGAUACCCCAAUAACAAACAAGGAGCCAAGUGCUGAAUUAGAACAAUUAAUUAUGGCUCGCGAAAAAGCAAUCAAAAGGUUAUUGACAGUAACAGAAGAACUAGAAAAACUACGCCACAUUUUAACGAAGACAGUAUGGGAACUCAACGACCUCACUGACUUAAAUGUUCAGAAAUUUUGAUUAUUAUCCCCCUAUUUUUUUGUAAUAUUUGCAUUUUAUUUAUCUGAGAAUACAAAUGCACACUACUCACUCGUUUCAUGCACAUCUUUCGUCUAAUAUGAUAAAAUGCUUGAUUCAGUUUUAUAUGUCAUAAAUCUAAAUGUAAGAAAUUUCUAAGCCUUACUAGCACACGUUUCUUCAAAAAUGUACGAAGUACAGAUAUCUUCAAUAAUCUUGAUGUUACGCUCAUCUAAUUCAUUGAACUAGCUGCAAAAUC